This is a messenger RNA of Cavia porcellus (domestic guinea pig), 4635 nucleotides long. It is a transcript of the gene Cdh1, whose product is annotated as cadherin 1. The transcript is spliced from 16 exons. Gene Ontology annotation, biological process: cell-cell adhesion mediated by cadherin; calcium-dependent cell-cell adhesion; cell morphogenesis. NCBI's taxonomy places the organism in Eukaryota, Metazoa, Chordata, Mammalia, Rodentia, Caviidae. Gene Ontology annotation, cellular component: catenin complex; adherens junction; flotillin complex. Bases 124 to 2799 code for a protein of 891 amino acids. Gene Ontology annotation, molecular function: calcium ion binding; cadherin binding. The record is from RefSeq and is a predicted model, not a curated record.
UAAGUAGCUCAGAGGUUUUGGGAGCACCUGUGAGUUCGCCACAGUCGUUCGGACUCUAUCCAGGCAGAGCCCGCCCCGAACGCGCCCGGUCGCCGCCUUCGCUCGGCCUCUGCCCGGCGCGCCAUGGGCCCUUCUUGCCGCGGCUUCUCCGCCUUCCUGCUGCUGCUGCAGAUUUCACCGUGGUUCUGCCUGGAGCCGGAGGAGCCCUGCCACCCUGGCUUUGGUGCCGAGAGCUACACGUUUACUGUGCCCCGGCGCCACCUAGACAGAGGCCGCGUCCUGGGCAAAGUGAGUUUUGAAGGAUGCACAGGCCGGCCAAGAAUAGUUUACUAUUCUUCUGACUCCCGAUUCAAAGUGGGUACAGAUGGUGUAGUUACAGUCAAACGGCCCCUGCAGUUUCACAAACCAGAGAUCAGUUUUUCUAUCCAUUCCUGGGACUCUACCUUCAGAAAGUUUUCCACUGAAGUCACACUGAAGGCAGAGGGACCCCAUCACCAGCACCACAACCACCACCACCACCAGCACCAGGACCAAAACCAGGAAAAUUCUCCAGAAACACAGCUAGAAGUGAUCAAAUUUCCCAACUUCCACCAUGGUCUCAGAAGGCAGAAGAGAGACUGGGUUAUCCCUCCCAUCAGCUGCUCAGAAAAUGAAAAAGGCCCGUUUCCUAAAAGACUGGUUCAGAUCAAAUCCAACAGGGACAAAGAAACCAAGGUUUUCUACAGCAUCACUGGCCAAGGAGCUGACACGCCUCCUGUUGGGGUGUUUAUUAUUGAAAGAGAAACAGGAUGGCUGAUGGUGACAGAGCCUCUGGAUAGAGAAAAAAUUGCCAACUACACUCUCUUAUCUCAUGCCGUGUCAUCAAACGGGAAUGCAGUUGAGGAUCCCAUGGAGAUUGUGAUCACAGUGACAGAUCAGAAUGACAACAGGCCUCAGUUCAUCAAGGAGGUCUUUGAGGGAUCUGUCAUGGAAGGCGCUCUUCCAGGGACCUCCGUGAUGCAGGUCUCAGCCACUGACGCAGAUGAUCCUAACACCUACAAUGCUGAAAUCGCUUACACCAUCCUCAGCCAAGAGCCCACAUUGCCUCACAGCCAAAUGUUUACCAUCAACCGGAUCACUGGGGUCAUCAGUGUGGUCACCACCGGGCUGGACCGAGAGAGUUAUCCCACGUAUACCCUGGUGGUUCAAGCUGCUGACCUUCAAGGUGAAGGCUUAAGCGCGAUAGCAAAAGCUAUGAUCACAGUGACUGACGUCAACGAUAACCCUCCCAUCUUCAACCCGACCAUGUAUGAGGGUCAAGUGCCUGAGAAUGAGGCCGAUGCAAUCAUUACUACGCUCAAAGUGACUGAUGAUGAUGCCCCCAAUACCCCAGCGUGGCAGGCCGUGUACACCAUCUUGAAUGAUCCAGACAAGCAAUUCAUUGUCACCACAGACCCAAUAACCAACAAUGGCAUUCUGAAAACAACUAAGGGAUUGAAUUUUGAGGCCAAGCAGCAAUACAUUCUACAUGUGACAGCAACGAAUGCAGUACCCUUUGAAGUGAUUCUUCAGACCUCCACAGCCACUGUCACUGUAGAUGUGCUGGACAUCAAUGAAGCCCCCAUCUUUGUACCCCCUGAAAAAAGAGUAGAUGUACCAGAAGACCUUCAGGUGGGCUUGGAAAUCACAUCCUACACAGCUCGGGAGCCAGACACAUUUAUGGAGCAGAGGAUUACGUACCGGAUUUUGAGGGACCCUGCCAACUGGUUGGAGAUUAACCCAGAAAGCGGUGCCAUUACCAGUCGUGCUGAGCUGGACAGAGAGGCCUCUGAUUAUGUGAAGAACAGCACGUACAUAGCCCUCAUCAUCGCCACCGACAAUGGUUCUCCGAUCGCCACCGGAACAGGAACCCUCCUCUUGCACCUCUCGGACGUGAAUGACAAUGGCCCCGUACCAGAACCCCGAACCAUGCACUUCUGCCAAAGGGACCCACAGCCUCAUACCAUAACCAUCGUAGAUCCAGAUCUGCCCCCCAACACUUACCCCUUCAUGGCCGAACUCACACACGGCGCAAGUGUCAAUUGGACCAUUGAGUACAAAGACUCAGCCCAAGACACUCUCAUCUUGAAGCCAAAGAAAACCAUGGAAGUGGGCGACUACAAAAUCAACCUCAAGCUCAUUGAUAACCAGAACAAAGACCAAGUGACCACCUUGGAUAUCAGCGUGUGUGACUGUGAAGGGACCGUCACCAACUGUAUGAGGGCAAAUUAUGUAGAAGCGGGACUGCAGGUGCCUGCCAUCCUGGGCAUUCUUGGAGGAAUCCUUGCUUUGCUAAUUCUGAUUCUACUGCUUCUACUGUUUAUUCGGAGGAAAGGGGCGGUCAAAGAGCCCUUACUGCCCCCAGAAGAUGACACGCGAGACAAUGUUUAUUACUAUGAUGAAGAAGGCGGUGGAGAAGAGGACCAGGAUUUUGACUUGAGCCAGUUGCAUAGGGGCCUGGAUGCUCGGCCUGAAGUGAUUCGCAAUGACGUAGCACCGACCCUCAUGAGUGUGCCCCAGUAUCGUCCCCGCCCUGCCAAUCCCGAUGAAAUUGGGAAUUUUAUUGACGAAAACCUGAAGGCUGCGGACAGUGACCCCACAGCGCCCCCUUACGACUCUCUGCUUGUGUUCGACUACGAAGGCAGUGGUUCCGAGGCUGCGGACCUGAGCUCCCUGAACUCCUCUGAGUCGGACCGGGACCAGGACUAUGACUACCUGAACGAGUGGGGCAAUCGCUUCAAGAAGCUGGCGGACAUGUACGGAGGGGGCGAGGACGACUAGGGGGACCUGAGAGACUGGAGCAGUGUGACAUGCAGAACAGUGUUCCUGGUGAUUUUCGGCGCCCCUCCCUUAGAGGAACUCCUGGGACCAAGACCGAUCCGUUAUGCAGUUCAGAUAGUUAAGGCUUUUCCUUUGUUUCCCUGUUUUGUGUGUUAGGAAGGUUUUGCCUUAUUCAUGAAAUCUGUUCUCCUUCCUAUAACCUGUACAUAGUAAUAAGGUCCCAUUGCUCCUGGAAUUUUGAUAUUUCAAAGAACAGUUUCAGCCUCUGAAGUUUCUGUUAGCUGCCAGGGUAGGUGGCACACACCUGUAACCGCAGCACUCAGGAGGCUGAAGCAGGAGGACCGCCAUGAGCUCGAGGCCAGCCUGGGCCUACAUAGUGAGUUCAAAGUCAGUCUGCACCACAUAGACUCUCUCAAAAAAAGCAAGCAACCAACCAAUAAAUAAAUUAAGUAAAUUUGUUUCUGCUAGCAACUUACAGAUUUCCUUAAGGGGGUCUGUCUCAUAUUUAAAAGGAAGGCUGAAAGUAAAAUGUUAUUUCCAUGUCUAUUUUUUUAAAUUGGUUUUUUAGAAUUGAGUGCCUCCUCCUCCACCCCAAUCACUGCACUGGUGUCCUGUGUCCUGAUCUCCACACUUAGUCCCGAAAUCAGUUGUCCUGCCACAUGCGGGAGUCCUGAAGUAGAAAAUUCUGGCCCUUUCGGAGUGGAAGGCAUGUGUCUCCGUCUGGCCAUGUCUUGACUGGGUAUCAUGUACUCUAAAGACCUUUCUUGGUUUUCCUUUUCAGCUCCUGAGUAUCAGGUGGAAAUGGGCAUCUUCAUCUUUACUUGUUCUGAGUCAGUGUUUGUUAUGUGAAUGUUGUUUUGGGGUACUUUGAUUCUAUAUCAGCAUUGACCAGAAAAUACGGUGAAUUUCCAGGUGCCACUUAAUUGUUUCAUGUUUAUUUAUUAAAGACACUUAGAAUAGUGCCUAUAGUGCUACAGCCAAAGACAGCAAAAAAAUACAGAGAUGGCAGGAGGGCGCGUCAGUAUUUUGGCCUUUUAGCAAAUUGACGUUGAGGAUGGCUGAGGUAGGUCAGCCUCUCUCUUUGAACGCCCUGGAAGAACCAGAAUCUCAGCAUGUGUUUCCUAUCUGAGAGCCUCAUCCAUGGUCUCUACCCAAAAGCCCAGCAUUUCCAAAUGCUUGUUUUUGCUGGCCAGUCUGGACAUAGGUGCCUGAUUCCAAGUAUGCACAGAAAAUAAAAUAUUGGAAAUUCCAACUUUAUUUUUUAGGAGAAGAAAGAAAAUACUGUCCUAAUGGAUGUUAAGAAAGGGAAAGGCUGGGAGUGGUGGCAUACAUCUCUAAUCCCAGCACUCGGGAGGCUGAGGCAAGUGGAUCUCAGUGAACUCGAGGCCAACCUCGACUCCAUAGUGGGUUUGAGGCCAUCCUGAACUGCAUGGUUAAGACCCUGUCUCAAAAAAAGAUGAUGGUAUGGGGCAAGAGAGAGAAAGGACUUUGAUUUAAACCUUUUUUCUUUUUUCUUUUUUUUCCUGAUUCAAAUUUCAACUGUUGACUACCACAGGAAAGAGUUUUGAAAUUGCUUUGCUAUUAAGUGUUUGGGGAAGGAAAAAAAAUCAUGUCUGUAAUCAAUUGUUGAAAUUGUCUUGAUUUUUCUGCAAUUUAAACCAUAUCUAAUGUAGUUGGGUGUAGAGAAUGUCAUUGUAGUUUUGAGUGUAAAUGUGUGUGGGUGCUGAUAAUUUUGUAUUUUCUUUGGGAGUGGAAAAGGAAAACGAUUCAAGCUAAGAAAAAUAUUCACAACAACACAUUUUUAUAAAUUUUAUUAAAGAGUUUUGUUAAACCAUU